AAAGAGAGGGAAAAAGGUGGAAGAAAGAGAAAAAAUAAAGAAAGAAAAGGAGAAGAAAGGAGAAAGAAGGGUUUUAGCAGCUCACUGUUCAACUGUUCUACAGUAGUUCAAUCAAGUGAGCAUUAUGAAUUCUGCAGCGUCGAAAAGCAUAUGGUAUAGGAGGCAGCAAUGCCCAUGUGGGGAUUGGAAAUGUUAUAUUACACAUGAGGGAGAUGUGGAGGAGCCGUCCAUGACUUCUCAAUUGGCGAAGUAUAAUACCAUGUCAACUGAAGCUAUGGUUGCCCCUUAUGUAGGGAUGGUGUUUAAGAGUGAUGAGGAUGCUUUUGAAUAUUACGGAAAUUUUGCCCGAAAGAAUGGGUUCUCAAUAAGGAAAGAGCGGUCUAGGCUGAGCCCACAGUUGGGUGUUUAUAAGCGCGACUUUGUUUGCUAUCGUUCAGGUUUUGCGCCUGCAAGAAAAAAGCCCACUGGGGAGCACCAUAGGGAUAGGAAGUCAGUUAGGUGUGGGUGUGAUGCAAAAAUGUAUUUGUCAAAGGAGGUUGUUGAUGGGGUUUCCCAAUGGUUUGUCGUGCAAUUCAGUAAUGUGCAUAACCAUGAACUGUUGGAAGAUGACCAAGUGCGUCUCCUUCCUGCAUACCGAAAAAUUCAUGAGGUGGAUCAAGAGCGGAUUCUGUUGCUUUCUAAAGCUGGGUUUCCUACACAUCGUAUAGUAAAGGUGCUGGAGAUGGAAAAAGGAAUUCAAGGUGGACAGUUGCCCUUUUUGGAGAGGGAUGUAAGGAAUUUUAUUCAAAACCGUAAGAGAGUUGUGCAAGAAAAUGAUGCUUUACUCUCUGAAAAAAGAGAAAAUGAUACCACAGAACUUCUUGAAGCAUGCAAGGCUACUAAAGAGGCAGAUGAAAACUUUGUUUAUGAUUUUACUGUGGAUGAGAGCGAUAAGGUGGAGAACAUUGCAUGGUCAUAUGGGGAGUCUGUUCAUGCAUACAAUGUAUUCAGUGACGUAGUUUAUUUUGACACUACUUACCGUUCGAUCACAUAUGGUAUGCUUUUUGGAGCAUGGUUUGGUAUCGACAACCAUGGCAAAACCGUUUUCUUUGGUUGUGUUCUGUUGCAGGACGAAACACACCGUUCCUUUGCAUGGGCAUUGCAGACUUUUGUCCAAUUUAUGAAAGGAAGACCCCCACAGGCAAUUAUAACUGAUCUUGAUCCAGGGCUUAGAGAUGCUAUAAGAAGUGAAUUACCAACUACUAAACAUGUUAUUUCUGUAUGGAAUAUCCUGGCCAAAUUAUCCAGUUGGUUCUCUCUUCCUCUUGGAUUACAAUAUGCAGAAUUUAAAUCUGAGUUUGAGGCAUUAUAUUGUCUGGAGGUUCCAGAUGAGUUUGACUUGCGUUGGAAUCAGAUGGUGUCUAGGUUUGGGCUUAGUUCAGACAAACACAUUGCUUUACUCUUUUCUUUGCGGGCAUCUUGGGCAUUAGCCUUCAUAAGAGGAUAUUUUCUGGCUCGAAUGACAACAGAACUGUAUGCAAAGUCAGUAGAUUCAUUCUUGAAAGGAAUCUUCAAUGCUCAAACAUGUCUGCGCAGCUUUUUCGAGCAGGUAGGUAUUUCUUCCAAUUUCCAAAAUCACGAAUUUGAAGAGAUGCAAUAUGUGCAUAGUAAAACAUGCAUUCCCAUUGAAGAGAAUGCACGAAGUACUCUUACUCCUUUUGCUUUCAGAGCAUUACAACAUGAGUUGGUGCUGGCUAUGCAAUAUGCUGCAUCUGAAAUGUCUACUGGAUCCUAUAUUGUCCGCCACUUCAGUAAGAUGGAAGGAGAGCGCCUUGUAAUAUGGAUCCCUGAAGAGGAACAAAUUCACUGUUCCUGUAAGGAGUUUGAAUUUUCAGGAAUUUUAUGCAGGCAUGCCCUUCGUAUACUUGUCAUGAAGAACUAUUUUCAACUUCCUGAAAAAUAUUUUCCUAGCAGAUGGCGACGAGAAAGCACACUAAUUCCUUAUGAUGAUCGAAAUACUCAAAAUGGUGAUGAUGAAUGGUUUCAAGAAUUCCAUUCCUUGACUGCAACUCUAUUUAAUGAAUCAUCAAUGACAAAGGAGCGUUCUGAUCAUGUUCGUAGAGAACUUACAAAAGAAAUUACAAGGCUCCUUAAUGAGGUUAGAGGUAUGCCACCUAGUGAAGAAGUUAUGGAUUCAACGCUUUCACCCACUAGUUGAUACUGGAAUUGUGAGUGCUGCCUAUUCUAGCAUAUGUAAUCACAGGGACCUUGUGUCUAUCAGAAACGAGGACAGCUGAAAAAGACAUGAAAAAAAGGGUGUUGAAAGGCCAGAUGGGUUACACAUUCUCUUGUCUUCUUGCAAGCAGAACAGAUGUUUCUUUGAGAAAUUGGGCUACUGAAAAGUAGGUAUUGGAUUACUGAUUUCUGUACACUCACCAACAAGUAGCUGGAGUUUCCUGGAUCAAUGAUUUGGAAGGCUGCAAAAUAUACAGAAGGCAAUGUGAACUUAUUUAAGGUGGUGUCCUGUGCAAAUUUUCAUAAAAGGACCUUUUUUUUUUAAUAAGAAAGAGGAGAAAUUUUUGCUUUUAUAUGCUUUUGGCUAUUUUUCCCCUUAACUUGAAAGAGUUGCUUUCCAUAAGAGCUUGCUUUAUUUCAGAACAUGUAAGAUGUAAAGGUGUCUGGCUUUAGACUUAAUGUUUCUUAGAUACUUCAUUUCUACC
This is a messenger RNA of Vitis vinifera (wine grape), 2699 nucleotides long. RefSeq names its product putative protein FAR1-RELATED SEQUENCE 10. The transcript is spliced from 4 exons. The record is from RefSeq and is a predicted model, not a curated record. Lineage: Eukaryota; Viridiplantae; Streptophyta; Magnoliopsida; Vitales; Vitaceae. The coding region runs from base 125 to 2197 and encodes 690 amino acids. Gene Ontology annotation, molecular function: zinc ion binding. Gene Ontology annotation, biological process: regulation of DNA-templated transcription.